Messenger RNA from Phytophthora sojae, 528 nucleotides. RefSeq lists its product as hypothetical. The record is from RefSeq and is a predicted model, not a curated record. Lineage: Eukaryota; Oomycota; Peronosporomycetes; Peronosporales; Peronosporaceae. The transcript has a single exon. The annotation marks the transcript as partial.
AUAGUUUUCAUCGAGCACAGUCAACUCACUUCCGUGCCACCGGCGCUGAUCCGGCUAGAGCCUUACUAUGUCUCGCUGACUGGAAACCCAAUCACCGAGCUUUCGCCAGACAUCUUUGAAAUCCCAAGCAUAGCAUAUCUGAUACUGGGUGAUAUUGACAUUGUGGAGCUGCCCCGCGAUGUUCCGAACCUCUCUCCGAUGCUGUUCUCGAUUUACUUGAGUGACACCAAUGUAUCCUUCUUCUGGUCGUGGAUCGACGCAUUGGUUUUGCGGAAUUCAGAGCUUGGAGAACCAACAUUGUUCUUGGGAGGAUCGACGUACUGCACCGAGCUGGCAAUGCUAAUGGAUGGAGAGGCGUCGUCUUUUGGCGUGAAAGAAUCGGAGGGAUAUUCCGAAAUACUCGUGGAUCCGUCGGAUGCAACUCGCGACGUGAUACUAAAUACUGUUAGCUGCGAUGAAGCGUACACAGCAACGUUUUACCCGAUUGAUGUCGAAGAUGCGAACAGCGCUAUCGUGAAUUCAGCUUAG